GGAAAGUGAAACUGAAAAUACCAAAACCAGCAUUCUUUACUGAUACAUCACUGCCCUGCGGGAGAUUAUAUCCAGGAUAAAAGACGAAAUAUCAAGGACUUGAAUCUUGACGGAACACCGGCUUUGCGAUAUUUUCACGGUGUCCAGGAUACGGCGCUACCACAACUUUGACUUAAGCAAAAAUUCCAUUGGCAAAUGGCCAGAGGUUGCCCGGCAAAGAAAGACGGCACGCUGAAAGUUAUUCUCUUGGAAAGCUGAUAGCAAUUGAGACCAAGUGUCUGGCAACACAAGAUAAAGACAUGGAAUUUAACAAUUCCAGCAACACUGAAAUUUCUAACUGUCAAGUCUCUAUCGCAGAAAGUGUGAACAAUCUACGCUUUAACAAAAUCGACGAUAAACACGACGUCGACGAUGACGGCCUACAGAUAAUUUUAAAGCACAAUAAAUCACCGAAAAGUGGGCUUUUAAAGUCAAAAUUCAGAACAACUGGUGCUGCACGUAUCGGUCACACAAACUCAUUAUCUGUUCUACAAAAUUCAUCGACGACUGAUUUAACAUAUGAAUCGAACGAUAUUCAAGACCGAGAAGAAACGCCAUUAAUUGGAGAUACAGACCUAUUUUCAUUGCCUGUUGUAAAUAGCUGCGAUAUGCGGGUGCACCAUAUUUCUGAUGGAGUUCCAAGUAUUACAGUACACCAAGAUAGAGAGAAUCGCGUCACAAGUAAACCCUCUACCAAACAAGAGUUGGAUCCCAAUUUCUUGAUGCCAACUGAAGUAAGUGAAUUUAAUAACAGUUAAAACUUUGGGUAUUGUGCAGCUGUUAUUUAAAAUUUAGUCAUUCUGUAGCUAUUAUUUGUAUAACAUAUUAUUUACAGCCACCUGUUAAAAACGUGGCUCAGAGGAGAGUUUAAAGGUUCGGUCCAUUGUUGACAGAUAGCGUUCUAUUGGUCGGACUCCAGAAUUACUCAAAAUGAAAUUAACUGGUUAUUCACUUGUUUAGUGGGAUCCGAUUUUAUUGCACUGUGACAUUUGCCACGAGUGCUGGUAGACUGGACGCGAAAUAAUGAGCGUCUCUGAAGGUACCACGGGGCAUAGAUUUCGUUGCGCUUUUCCAUCAAAUCGCCCGUUUUUUUUCAGGUUUUUUAGGCGAAAUCGCCAGCUCGGACGAUGGAAACGAGAAAACAAGCAAAACAAAAACUCUGAACUUGCGGCACAAUUUUUGGCAGAUCUUUUUGCCGUCAAUGCACGAUUAACGCUGUCAAACGUUAUUAAAAACUAGGCAAUGCAAUCGUCGCUUCAUCAUGGCGAUCUUCGCGACUUCGAUUCCGUCGGAAAUAUCCAUACAGAGGCUCAAUAAUGACAGAGAAGCUAAAUUCCAGUUGCUUCAAGGGCCCCAUCAAAGGAAUCUAAGAACUGAAAACAUAAAUUACAAUACGUUACUCGUGCAUAGAGAAGGUGGAAGUAGCCUGCGAGUACAGCCGUUUCAUCUGUCCUUAGUGGCGAGGAGCAAGGAGAAACGGCUGUAUUCGAUUAAAGCUAACUAAAGGUGGAACGCGACGCGAGUAAAAAGUACAUUAUAUCACGUUUGUAAAUGAUAGUUUACGAAGUUCAUUCAGGUUUAAACUUCACUUAAGUUAAGUUUUUGUUAAUAACUCCUUAUUUUCUUGAUCGAUUAAUUCCUCUCUGAAAAGUUGUAGUUACUUGUCAUAUUGAUUGAUUGGCUUUCGUUAAUUUUAAGUCAAGUGUUGAAGAAGCCAGAUAUAUGCUAGCGUCCAGAAGAAGGUCCUUUCCGUGCAUUGGUCAAAAUAUGCCACGCACGAGUCUUGAUAUGGUGAUAGAAGAGCAGUCAUGUGAAACUCCAGAUGGGGACAAAGGACUGACGUCACUGACUUCUCUUGGGGUUCCGCGGCAUAGAAGCAGGUCACGGAGUCUGGAUAACACCCUGGAAACAAACAACAGUUUUGCUGCCUUCAAGGAAUCUCUUAAGGUUGGUCAUAAAUGCGAUUUGUGUACCAGCUUAUAUAUCGUAUUUUCGCUGUCUGUAGCUAUAGCAACAUGCGGCUUUAACACCAUCACGGCCAGUUCAAGCAUUGCGCGCUAGCAUGCAAAUAACUCGGUCAGGGGGCCAGGAAAAAUAUUGGACGAGGUUGAGCAAAAUAUCUUAAUUUGUCAGUGGCGAGCAGAUCAAUUAUUUGCUAAAGCCGAAGGCCGAGGCAAAUAAUGGAUCCCGAGACACUGGCAAAUCAGCUUGUUUGAUUAUUUGUGAAAUAUCUUUGUUUGUUACGGCAGCAAACCGCGGGAAGCAAUUUUGGUUGUUUGCCUUCGCUCGCUCGAAGGAACUGGAGGUGAAUCACUGAAUAGCACUGGAUAUCCGGAGGUUGAGUAGCCAAUCAGAGCGCGCUAAAAACGCUAUCAGCUGUUUUCUAAAUAGAUUUAGGACCUGUUUACAUGAAGGUGGGGGACCCCUGGCCCCAGAUGCUUUAAUCACCGAAUAAAUCAUUAUCCAGUGGAUUAGCCUGCGUAGCUGGCGGUAUUGUGUAGUAGUGGAGUGAGAUUUGGCGGCGGAGCCGUUGUAAUAUAGUCGAAUGAGAUUUGACGGCGGAGCCAUCACGCCUUUUUUUGGAACAUGGCUCCGCCGCCAAAACUUUAAUCUCGCAUCCACACAAUACCGCCAGCUACGCAGGCUACCAGUGGAUAAGUAUUUGGGAAACCAAUUGCGUUAUCCAGUAGAUAAUGAUUUAUCCGGUGGAUAACGCAUUCCACCUUUUCAACAUCUGGGUCCAGGUAUGUGAGGUAACCGCUAUGUCCAUAUAAUCUCUCAUUUUAAGUUUGAUCACGUUUACAUGAUAGGUAGGGUGACCCGCCACAUGUUGCCUCACCUGUCUGGGGUCCCUCAACUCCAUGUAAACAGGCCCUUAGCCAGGGCUGAAAGCGAAGCUCUCGUUGAUAUUUAUAGUUUCCUCAAACAAAGAAAAAAAAUCGUGAAACGCUGUUCUGCAACGGCAAGGUAAACGACAAAAAAGAUAAGUAGGUCUAACUAGCAAAAACCCCCAACUUUCCUUCCCUGGUCCCAGAGGUUUUUCUUGAUUAUUCUUCGCGAAAGAGAUCAAGAGCAAACCGCGAAGCGGCGACAAGGAGUCGCGAAAGCGACGAGGAGAGAGAGAAAAACCUCUGGUUACCUUGGCCUCGAAUCUCACUUUCAUGCAGACGACAGCUGUCAAACGCGUCAAAUUGCUAAUAAAAAGAGUGACCAAUGGCAACUUAGCAAACACGUGCUUAUCAGCCGCUAUUUUUUAAGUGGGGUAGACCUGGGAAAUUAUGUUAUGAACAAACCAUCUUCACUUGGGUGGUAAAGAGUGAUUUGUUAAUCGGGGUCAAGCUAAAGCAUGUGUUAACGAUGGGCGACAAGAGUCCAGGAAUAAGAAGACCACUUUAUAAAGAAACCGACAUUGUUUCAAACGAAUGCUGCAGGAUUUGCAGAAUUUAUUUGGGUAUAAUAACAAGUAUUUUUCACAAACAUUGUCAUCUGUUCUGUCGGCAGUGUGCCAGCGGGAAGUUGUAAAGUUUGCAAGAGUCUAUCAAUCGCGCUUAUUACAUUGUUUACUUCUGCGGGGCGCGCCGUUCGCGUCGAUUCGCAGGCAUUCCCCUGAAAAUAGUAAUAUUAAUAUGUAUUCUGGCAAUCUGGCUCUCAUUUUGGUUUGGUGGCUCCAUUUCCUUUUUUUGUGGAACAAGGACGCUCGGAAGAGUCAUGCAGCACAACAAACCCUUAAGGUUCGGAAUGUACUUUCAGAGGUUUUUGUUGGCCCAAUAGACCUAUUCGGCUAACUCAAUGUGCCCAAUUCAAACCCUUUGGGAAUAAAACGUUUUGUUUCAGGAAUUUCCAUAUCAUUUAAAUGUGAAUGCCACAUUAUAAUGCAAAUGCAAUACAUAAAGAAUCUUAUCCCCGGGAGAUUUGAAUUGGGUACAACAUUGAGUUAGCCCAAUAGGUCUAUGCCAAAAAUAGCGUCGGUUAGAUUUUUUUUGGGCGUCGCAGGAAAAUCAAGCUGCACCGAAAAUGAUUACGCACUUGGACAAAGUUGUAUGUUUUUUUUCCUACAAGGAAACUUUCAUUCCGUAUUCGGAGAUUUUUUAUUUUGCUGCCCUAAACAAGUUAGUUUAUUUAAUGGAAUGACAGUAUUGUAACAGAAAAUAUACUCCUAUGUCCGGUUGAUAAAAUGGUGAACACAUCCUUUCGACUCAACGCAGCGAACAAAGCUGAAGCGCUCAUUAAGUACCGAGGUCAAAAUUUCUUCGAAUAUUCUUUCAGGAACAACAUCCAUGGCGUGCCUCUACGUGCCUUGGUCCCGUGCAAAUGUUAUUGCGAGUGCAGCAUACAAACAAUUUUCUUCCCUAGUAGAGAGAGGCAAAAUGAGGUGUGAAAAUCCUCAGCGUCCCCUCGGUAGUUACAAUUAAACGAGCCAAUCAAAUUGGUUUGCGCGUUUGAAAAACUAUCAACCAAUCAACGCCCGAGGGUCAGAUCCUGACCCUGUCGUCAGCACGAAAGUAAGAUUCGAGGCCAAGGUAACCAGAGGUUUUUCUCUCUCUCCUCGUCGCUUACGCGACUCGUUGUCGCCGCUUCGCGGCUUGCUGUUGAUCUCUUUCGCGAAGAAAAAUCAAGAAAAACCUCUGGGACCAGGGUACAACUUUGCACGUGUAGCAAAUUUUUUUUUGUACAUUUCUUUGCCGUUGUUUUGCACGUCUUCAAAGUGAAACUUCCAGAAACGUCCUAGUUACACGUUUUAUCGAGGAAAUGUCGUAUAUGUGUUUAUGUUCACUAUUUUUACUGAGUGUCGCUAAUUUUCAUCUUAGUAGCCGCUAGCAUUUCUCGUUUUCUCACCGCCGCUAUAAAACUUUCAUGUUUUUCCUCCAACGAAAUUGGUCUCCUUUGUUUCAAACUCUCACUCUAGCCCUUUCCCUGUUAUCCAUGUCAAUGUAGACGAAAUUUAGUCGAAAGAAAGACUCGGUUUGUUUUUUUCUCUCUCUAUAAGCCUAAGGGUGGUGGGCAUGCGAUUUACAGCCGAAACGCGUGGGUCCUUUAAAUGCAAAUUUCCAGAUCAUGAAAAAACAUCACUCGGGCUGCCAUGAAUGGGUGGACUUACGGACGUACUUACAGACUUACGUAACGACGAUUUUCUUAGAACCAAAAUUUCUCAGUGGAUGCGUAGAUAACAAAAUUUUCUUACACUAUACCCUUGGUGCUACGCCGAGAGUGCAAAAGCUCCCUAAUAAACAUGCACCUUCAUCAGACAACCUAAUAAACCUUGGAUCUUUUCAAGCUUCCACAACGGCUCACCGUCGCCAAGUGUUCCCGAUAUAUAGACAAGUAAAAAAGAUUCAGAUUAUCCUGCCCUUGUAAAUUUGUCAUUGAUCAUACUUGACAUUCGUUUGUAGAGUUAAUUGCAUCCAUCGUUUUCUAAAAACAAUGUGUGGCACUGAAAUUUUCAAACGCUUAGAAGAUUUCUGUUUCUGAUUUCUUUUAGGUUCGAAACGUCAAGAGAAAAGUGCUUGGUACAUGAGAAAAUUGAUCAGGAUGGGUACUCUUUGACCACGAGCUUGGUUAUCAAGCGAUUCAGGCUUUUUACCUUCACCUCUUAACAAGAAUGGAAGCCAUAACCCCGAGUUAGUUAUCAUGCUGUCCGUUUCGUAGAAGCACUGAGAUGCUACAGUCAAGACGAUUGAUCGAGCAGAGAAGAGCCGCUGGUGAACGCUACAAUGCAUAAGGGAUUUUAGUUAUGCCGAAAGAUAUCGUCCAGAAUACGAAACGAGCCCUUUUGUUGGCGUUGUGUGAAUACUAUAAGACACUAUAAACUUUUGGCCACUUUUGGUUAUUGGAACAAUCAUACAGGACAAAACAUUCGUCCAACUAAACUAUUCCUUACAAAAUCUUAUAUCGUUUGCAAUUUAUUUAUUAUUUACUCUGUAACGCGAG
Molecule: messenger RNA, 5967 nt
Organism: Porites lobata
Lineage: Eukaryota; Metazoa; Cnidaria; Anthozoa; Scleractinia; Poritidae
Source: the annotation of a GenBank genome assembly